Messenger RNA from Dictyostelium purpureum, 2637 nucleotides. RefSeq lists its product as uncharacterized. Gene Ontology annotation, molecular function: dipeptidyl-peptidase activity; serine-type peptidase activity. The record is from RefSeq and is a predicted model, not a curated record. NCBI's taxonomy places the organism in Eukaryota, Evosea, Eumycetozoa, Dictyosteliales, Dictyosteliaceae. Bases 45 to 2423 code for a protein of 792 amino acids. Gene Ontology annotation, biological process: proteolysis. The transcript has 4 exons.
AUUUUCUAAAUCUUUUAAUUUGUUUUUUAUUGUUUUAAAUAGCAAUGUCUGCAGUUAAAAAAAUUAAAAUUGGUGGUGGAUCCUUUGGGGAGAAAAAAGAGUUUACAAUUGAAGAGGCAUCAAAAUUAUUUGAUAUUGAUGAUAAUGCCUCAUCACCAUACUCUUUUAAAUUUGAUGAUUCAAACGAUCAUUUAUAUUUCCUUUCAAAUGUUAAGGGUCAAUCAAAUAUUAAAAAUAUUCAUUAUAUUGAUAUUAAUUCAUCAAACAAAGAAAUUAAACCAUUAUUUAACUAUGUUGACAAUAAUGUCGAAUUAUCAUUGGAGGAUCAAUUACAAAGAGAAAGACAAAGAGUUGUUGCAAAUGGUAUCACUCAAUUUACCUAUCAUCAAGAACACAAGUUUUUUGUAACAGCAAUUAACAACCAACUUCAUAAAAUUGAUAUUAGCGAGUCUGUUACAAAACCAGUUUUAAAAGAAAUACCAGGCGAAAUUUAUAAUCAUAGAUUGUCAUCAGAUGGUAAAUUAAUAUCAUACAUUAAAGAAAAAGAUAUUUGGGUAACUGAUAUCAAAAGUGGUAAAAUGCACAGAUUAACACAAUCAAAUGAUGAACAACACAAGUUUAGAUACGCUGGUGAUGUUGGUUUUAUUUAUGCCGAGGAGUUUUCAAGAUAUAUUGGUUAUUGGUGGUCACCUGUUGUUGAAAAAUGCCCACAAACAAAUAAAUCAAUCUAUAGAAUAUUGUACUUUGAAGAAGAUGAAACUAAUGUUAGGGAUUUCCAUAUCAGCACACCAGAUCAUGAAGGUGAUACUACACAUUACAAAUAUCCAUUGGCUGGGGAUAAAAACUCAAUUGUAAAGGUUAAUUUGGUGGAAUUUUCAUUAUCUGAAAGUGGUGACUUGACAGAAUUAAAAAGAACUCAGUUAUUUGACCUCAAAGAACAAUUUUCAUGGUUAGAAUAUUAUACUCGUGCAGGUUGGCUUCCAAAUGGUAAAUCGGUUUGGUUACAGUUGUUAGAUAGAAAGCAACAACAUCAAGCUGUUACUAUUGUACCAUUAUCAAAGUUUACUUCAUCACCAUCAACUCUUCCAGUUAUCAUUGAAGAAACUACCAAUUUUUGGAUUAAUGUUGUUGACUCAAUUCAUUUCUUUAGUGAUAGCCAACAUUUACUUUGGUCAAGUGAGUGCAAUGAGAACAAUCGUGGUUUUAGACACUUGUCUUUGGUUCAAUGGGAUUCAGAUUCAUUUGGAAAUGUUACUUCAAAACCAGUCACUCAAUUAUUGUCUAAUGAAGAAUGGAUGGUUAGUGGUGAGGAGCUUUUUGUAGAUGAAACCAGAGGUCUAGUUUAUUUCAUUGCUACAAAAGAUACAUGUUUAGAACAACACUUGUAUGUUAAAAGUUAUAAAAAUUCAACAUCAGAAAUUCAAAGAUUAACAGUUCCACAAAUGAGUCAUAAAUCAAUUAAAGUUUCUAAAGAUUUUAAAAAGAUAAUUUCAACUUAUUCAAAUCACAAAACCCCAAAUAAAACACAAAUUUUCGAUUUAGUUUAUGAUCAAGGUAAUAAAGAUUCAUAUCCAUCAUUAAAACCAUUAUUCUUUAUUUCAAAUAGUGGUGUCGAAGAAUCAGAAAGUUCUAGUGUUGAAAAGAUUGGAUCAUUCAAAGUACCAGAGAUCUUUAGUUUUGUAAACUCACGAGGCAUAAAAGUUUAUGGUCAAUAUACCAAACCAACUAACUUUGAUCCAUCAAAGAAACAUCCAACUGUUUUAUAUGUUUAUGGUGGACCACAUGUUCAAUUAGUUCGUAACACAUACAGCUAUAUUAGACAGUACUAUGCUAAUUUUGGAUUCAUUCAAAUUAUGAUUGAUGGUGCUGGUUCUACAAACAGAGGUUUAGAGUAUGAGGGACAAAUUAAACAUAAGAUGGGUGUCUCAGAAUUACAGGAUCAAAUUGAAGGUAUUGAGUAUUUAAUUAAUAACAAUAUUGUACCAAUUGAUCGUUCAAGAAUUGCCAUCACUGGUUGGUCGUAUGGAGGUUAUUUUUCACUUAUGGCACUCUCUCAAAGACCAGACUUUUUCAAGAUCGCCAUCUCUGGUGCCCCAGUUACAUUUUGGGAAGCUUACAAUACCGGAUAUACUGAAAGAUAUAUGGAUACACCAGAAAACAAUAAAGAAGGUUAUCAUAGCGGUAAUGUAAUGACUUUUAUCGAUGGCUUCCCAGAGGAGGAUAAUAGAUUGGUAGUUAUUCAUGGUUUACAAGACGAAAAUGUGCAUUUCUCAAAUACCUCAUGCUUAAUCGAAAAGCUUACAACCUCUCAAAAACCAUAUAUCUUAAAGAUUUUGGCAAAAGAACGUCAUGGUAUAAGAAACAUUGAUAAUAGAGUUUAUAUCGAGGCAUUCUGUGUCAAUCAUUUAUUAAAUAAUUUGUAAAUCAAUUUCUUAUAAAAAAAAAAAAAAUAUAAAUUUAAAACAACCAAAGAGAAAAAAAGAAAAAUAAAAGAAAGGGAUCAAUUACUUUUUUAAAUUAUUUUAUUUUAUUAAAAUGUAAACAUAAUAAAAGAAAUAAAUAAUUAUUUAUUUAAUAUUAUUAUUUGUAUGUAAUAUUAUAUAAAAAGAAUAAUAUCAAAUUAUUUAUUUAAAAUAC